Messenger RNA from Lachnellula hyalina, 2682 nucleotides. RefSeq lists its product as uncharacterized. Lineage: Eukaryota; Fungi; Ascomycota; Leotiomycetes; Helotiales; Lachnaceae. The record is from RefSeq and is a predicted model, not a curated record. The coding region runs from base 1 to 2682 and encodes 893 amino acids. The transcript has 5 exons.
AUGUCCGCCAAUGCAGGAGAGGGAGAGGGUGACCAGCGCCGUCUGCUGCAGAAAGAAGACAGUAUAUCCGGGUUGUCUGCCGCCGCAAUUGCUUCACCAAAGUCUACCAAGUCUCCAAACCCUGCAAGCUCUCCGAUUCUGCGCCAGGGAUACCACCGAAUGGACUCAUCCCCCGGCCUGGACGACGCUAUUUUGAGGCACUCUCCAAAACCUUCGAUCAAUCCAUUCUUUGAGAAUGACGAGCAACAACUCCGCGGCCUCGGCAUUUCAGACAGACGGACUUCUAUCCCCCGCGUGCCAGUGGGCAGUCGAACUUCGAUGCACUCACCCACGCCCUCAAACCCGUUCGUUUCUCCCCUAGACUCUCCGCGGAUAACAGAGCCUUCAUACGUAUACAAUGGGGAUGGGUUGGCAAGAGAUACACCACGGAUUGAGGAAGAACAAGAUGUAACAAAGGGGAGGAAUUCUCAGUUUACUGAAGAAUUCAAUACAGAAGAAGAUGGAGGCAAUAAGGGCAUGGAGAAUAAUCAUAGUCACAAUAACCACCUAGAUUGCCCCUCGAUAGAGCAGUUUUACUCGAAAAGAGCCAGCUGGCUUUCAAUAUCAAUCCUCGGUCUUUCUUUAUACUCCACCAUCUUCUCUGGAAUAUGGUUAGUUUUGGCCAUCGCACAACCUCGUUAUGGUCGAAAUAUACGUUCUGGAGGCAGCUUCCCCCCAUCUACUGCCUCUACUGUCUUUGCCCUCUUUGCGAAAACGAUUGAACUUUCUUUCGUCACAGUUUUCGUCACAUUCUUAGGCCAAGUACUAAGCCGAAGGUCCCUCGCCAAAAGUUCUCGUGGUAUGACAAUAGCAGAGAUGACAAUGCGGACUUGGGUCAUCCAACCAGGAUUUAUGAUUACGCAUGGGCAGCAUCUAUAUCAUGUGGGAAUUUCUUUCCUUGGAGCAAUUACCUUGGUAGCUGCUUUCAUCGCAAUGUUUUACACUACAGCCUCUGAUGCGCUGGUCUCGCCACAUUUGAAAUUCGGAGGAUGGGAGCAUAAGAUGAUGUAUGGGUCGGUUCAGUCCAGUUAUGCCAAUCCAAAUUUUAUCAAAGCAAACUGCCAGACACCUAUUACCGCGGUCAUGGAUCCAGUGGAGGGUGGUAAUGAGUGUAUAGCGCUGGAUUACGCUGGUCAAGCUUAUCACAACUCCAUUGCUUAUAUGAGUACGUGGGCGGGCAUCAGAGCAGCUGGAGGGACUUCUACGAAGCUCGCGAAGAGACCUCAAGCACCGGGUAUGCUGUAUGAUAAUACCACAGUCACGGGACGAUGGAUUUUAAUCAACACGAGUGAUAUAAACGCGGCACAUGAAAAGUACAACAGAGUAAUCAAUAACGUCAGCCUCGCAAUGCCCCACGCCGGUAUUCUUGCCGCCGCACUAGACCCAAAGAAUUCCAUCAUUCAACCAGAAGACCUUGCUGGUGUGGGACAAUACUCAAUGAGGGCUUCGGUUAUCAGCCCCGCCGUCAAUGUAAUGUGUGUCAACAUGAACAAGACCGAGCUUAAACCAAUAGUAUACGCCGAGUGGGAACACGCGAAAACCAAUUCAAGCAGUAUACCAGGGCAAAAGGUAGCAUGGUCUGGUUGGGAAUCCGAACUUCAAGUUUUGCCCGGGCAAAACUACACCAACACAACUGUUGUAGAUGAUAUAUUUGAAUGGGGCGAAAAGUACGGACGACAAACUCCGAUUUUCCCAAUGCUGCCGAUUGAUUACAACACAAUCACCAACAUCAGCGCUGCUAACUACAGUGACUCUGUUUAUCUUCUGGCCAAAUCACCAAACAUAACCGACUAUACCCUGUGCCAGUUACGAUCAUUUGUGUCGCCUUCUUGCAGCACGUACUAUAAUGUUUCCGGUACCACAGGAGGGCACAUCGAGGCACGUUGUGAAGAUGAAGAUGAUGAUAUGGCGUACUCGAAAUCAGUACCGGAUGCACCGACCGUCAGAAGUUCCGAUUGGCGGAAUGUGGCUGCCCAGUGGAUGCUGGCGACUUCGAUGGAUUCUGGAACUACCAAUGCAAACGCAUCAAUCGCACGCCUACUGAGUCAAUUGAUCGUGCCAGCUUCAGGUGGUCUGAACAAUUCACUGCCUAGCCUCGCGGAACAUCUUUCAGUUAUGAUUGGCAGCACUCUACUUUCGAGUACAACUCUAUCGAGUUAUUAUCACUAUUGGGACCAUACCGAUGCCGAACUCACCGAGCCGGAAUACAGACCAUUCAACGCCUCGAUAGUCUCACAACAGUACACUUCCGGAUUCACCUCAAAAUGGGAAGGCAUAUUCUACAUUGUCCUGCUCCUCGUUUUCGCUACCAACGCUUUCUGCUUGGUCUAUCUGUUCAUGCGUUCCGGACUUGUGACCGAUUACACGGAACCGCAGAACCUCUUCGCGCUCGCCGUUAACAGUCCGCAGUCACAUGCCGUAGCUGGAAGCUGCGGGGCCGGACCAAAGGGAGAACAGCUGAAUGUCAAUUGGCAUGUAGAUCGGGCGGAUAAAUCUGGGCAUUUCUUCUUCAAGAAUGCGGGACGGGGAAAUGGGAGUGUAAAUGUUCCGCAGGAUUUCGAGCUCAGGAAAAGACCGUCGGGGAUUUCGAGGUCGUUGACUAGUUAUAGUAGGUUGAGUAAGAAGAGGACUAGUUUUUUGUAG